CUUCACUGUAUAGGCAUUUUAUAGACUAGAGCAUAAACCUAACCGUAUGCAAUUAAAAUUGUGCAUCUUCGAAGAAGCACCAUUAGACGAGAGGUGGAAAUAGGCAGAAAAAAUUAUUCAAACUUGAAGAAUUUUCAUCAUGGUUGGGAUUGUGCCAAAGAAAGAGGCCUGUGGGGUGGACUUCUGUGGUGUUGAUGAUGAUUACUAUAUCGUUCGAUCUGACUUGAAUUGUUACAUGAGAUGUAAAAACUUCAAUGAGGGUGAAGAUAUCAAUAUUUUUAGCCUCCACCCCUCGUGUAGAGAUGGUGACCAUUAUGUGGCGCAUAAAGAUGAUUUAUUUUACAUCAUUAAGGGCAACAGCUACCGUCGAGUCACUAAUAUGAAUAAAGACGAAGAUGCGGUAGUCUACACACUCCAUCCCAACUGCCAAGGUGGAGACCAUUACCUGUCAUCUGGUGACUAUUUUUACAUCAUCUUCCAGAACCGAGGUGUCUAUCGCCGCACCAAGAACAUGAACGAAGAUGAAGACAGUGAAGAAUUUGCUCUCCAUCCAAACUGUAAAAAUGGCUUGUACUAUUUUGGAAUCAAAAAAUACUACUACUUUGUGAAGCCCCAUGAUGAGUGGGGGCUGCAGUACUAUAGGAGCGGCAACUUCAAUCAGGAUGAAGGCAGCGAAACAUUUUCUUUUCAUCCUUCUGUCAUUAGCUUUCUCCCAGGUGGUUUGGCCAUUACCAAAGGUUCAUCAUUUGGCACAUGGGAGUGCAUAAAAACCAUUUCCAACGAUUCUGACACUCCAGUCACCUGGACCAAGAAGAUCACCAAGAAGGUUGGUUAUGAGAAAGAGAAGAUGUCCAGUAUAGAACACAACUGGAAAAUAUCUUUGGAAGUCAGCAUGGAAACUGGGGGCUUGUCGGCUCUAAUUGCAAAGUCCCAGUUCUCACUCAAAACUGAAUAUGGGGGAUCCUCAGUCAAUACAGAGAGAGAAAACUGGACCCAGGCUACUGAGGUGGAAGAAUCAUUGAGCAUCACAUUGCAGCCCAAGAAAUCAAUGUAUAUCUGGCAGUACCAACUUGGCAUGGGGUCUGAAUCAGUUCUGCACUGUCGUGAUACCACGGUUAAGAAUGAUUCAACCCCACCUACAGAUAAUCCACUGCCCCCAGCUUAAACAUAGCUUUCAUGGUUCUCCUAUUGGCUGUUUAGGAGCGAAGACCUCAUCUCAUCCUAUUCUAGCUUUCCCCCAUUACCGUAUAUAUAAAAAAGAAGCAAACAUUACUGAUGCAUCUGGUGCACACAGAUAUAGGUAUUUCAAUUUAGACUGGCCAUAUUGUUUAUGUUGGCACAUUCUUUAUAGAUAGCUGCUGCAAUAAUACCCACAAUCUAUGACCCUUGGUGGUGUUGCAUUGAACUGUGAGCCCACUUAUGAUACAACUUGGUGACUGGACCUUUAUAAUAAGUUCUUGUGCAAUAAAUCAAACAUAAAGAUUUCUAGCUGUGAUUCAACUUGGUGACUGGGCCUUUAUAAUAUGUUCUUAUGAAAUAAAUCAAACAUAAAGAUU
Messenger RNA from Xenopus laevis (African clawed frog), 1556 nucleotides. RefSeq lists its product as uncharacterized. NCBI's taxonomy places the organism in Eukaryota, Metazoa, Chordata, Amphibia, Anura, Pipidae. The record is from RefSeq and is a predicted model, not a curated record. The transcript is spliced from 2 exons. Bases 140 to 1165 code for a protein of 341 amino acids.